AAAUCUCUUCUUCUUUGAAUAAAAAUGGCGGGUAACGGCAAACUGAGCAAGUUCCCGGCUGUCGCUGCCGCGCUGCAGGUCAUGCUGCUCGUCUUCUUUGCGUGCUUUGUUGCGUAUGGCCACGACGCGUCCAACUAUGCCGACACGGACAAUGCCGCCGCCUCGGCUGCGAUGGUCUUCAAGUACGGCAAGUUCCAAGACGUCCAUGUGAUGAUGUUGAUUGGCUUUGGCUUCCUGAUGACCUUCCUGAAGAAGCACGCCUUCACUGCAGUCGGCGUCAACUUCUUCCUGACUGCGUUUGUCCUCCAAUGGGUGACGCUGACGAACGGCUUCUUUGAGAAGCUCUGGGAGGGUCACGACGCGCUCGACCAUAAGAUUGAGUUUAGCAUCCUCACAAUGAUCAACUCGGACUUUGGUGUCGCCGCCGUGCUCAUCUCGUUCGGUGCGGUUAUCGGCAAGGCUUCGCCGCUCCAGCUUGUCACCAUGGCUUUCUUUGAGUGCAUUUUCUACUCGGGCAACAUUAUCCUUUGCAUCUUCAAGUUCAACGUUGUCGACAUUGGUGGCUCCAUUGCCAUUCACACGUUCGGCGCGUACUUUGGCCUGGCCGUUUCGUACAUGAUUACAACCCCGAAGGCACGAAACAACAAGAACAACGGUUCCAUGUACUACAACGAUCUGUUCGCCAUGAUCGGCACCCUCUUCUUGUGGAUGUUCUGGCCCAGCUUCAACGGUGCCCUUGCCUCUGGCUCGGCCGAGCACCGCGUUAUGACCAACACCCUUCUCUCGCUCUGCGGCUGCUGCGUCUCUACUUUUAUCUUCUCCAUGCUCCUCCGUCAAGGCCACAAGUUUGAUAUGGUCGAUAUUCAAAACGCCACUCUGGCUGGCGGUGUUGCUGUUGGCGCUUGUGCCAACCUUGUUAUUCAACCUUGGGGCGCACUUCUUAUCGGCAUUGUCGCUGGCUUUGUUUCCGUUUUCGGCUACACUCGCAUCCAGGGUAUGCUUGAAGAGAAGAUUGGCCUGCAUGACACUUGCGGUGUGCACAACUUGCACGGCAUGCCCGGUCUGCUCGGUGGUAUUGCUUCUGCCUGCGCCGCCGCUGCCGCUGAUACUUCCACCUACACUGUUAGCGGUAUUCUUGCCAACUUCCCAGACCCGAUCGAUCGCAGCCAGUAUGUGCAGGGCGGCUACCAACUGCUUUCCGUGUUUGUCACGGCCGGCAUUGCCAUCGUGUGCGGCCUGUUUGUUGGAUGGAUUAUCCGUCGCCCGUGGUUUGAGCCCCCGGAAACCAACUUCAACGACGAAGAGUUCUGGCACGUGCCUCUUGGUACUGAAGAUGACGACCCGGAGAUGGACCCUGCCAAGAUUCGCGAGAUGAAGUUGGCCAAGCCGCAGAUGAACGCCCGCUCGAACAACUUCAACACCGCCAUGCGACGAAAGGGCCCUGGCGCAUCCAACAACACGAUGCGUCUCUCGGCCACCACCUUUGGAGCAAGCCAGCCAGUCAAGGACCCCGCCGCAGAUCGCGUUAUGGCCGCAAAUGCCGCCUGGGACAACCCGCUCAACCGCGGCAGUCUCGACGUCCCUGGACGCGGUCCUUCUAUUAUCGUCGAGUCUAGCGAUGAUAUCAUUGCCCAAAACUACAAGCUAGACAUGGAAGCUGCCAACUAAUGGGCUGUUUGUUUGUGGUUUGUUUUGGGGCCGAGGGGUCUUCUCCUCGUUUCAUUGGUGCGCCGUUCUUUUACUUAUUUCGUUUUUUUUUUCCUUUUUCUUCUCUUGUUCGCUCCUGGCUCUGCUUUGACGUUUGUUGAAGACUAAGGAGCAAAAGCUUUGUCAUGGUUACUUGUCGUUUCGUCUGUGUUGUGAGCAAUUGUCCAUGUGUACGUGCAAGGAUAUGCAAUUUUGUCACUUUCACCAUAA
Messenger RNA from Capsaspora owczarzaki ATCC 30864, 1917 nucleotides. RefSeq names its product Rh type C glycoprotein2b. Gene Ontology annotation, molecular function: ammonium channel activity. The record is from RefSeq and is a predicted model, not a curated record. The transcript is spliced from 7 exons. The coding region runs from base 25 to 1668 and encodes 547 amino acids. Gene Ontology annotation, cellular component: plasma membrane. Gene Ontology annotation, biological process: ammonium homeostasis; ammonium transmembrane transport. NCBI's taxonomy places the organism in Eukaryota, Filasterea, Ministeriida, Capsasporidae.